CAGCCAAUAAAUGUUGAACACAAAGCACGCGUUCUCGACGGCUCAGUAGCAACUCUCAAGGCAUUCCGUUUCGAGUUUCAUUGGCGCAGGAGCGUGCGCACUCGCAAAUAAAAUAAAAUAAAAAAUAGUAAAAAAACCAUCAAAAUGUUCCCAUUACGUCGUGUCGGCAAUAAGAUUUUAGAACAAUGGCGGGCUCCUAUUGUGGUGGCGGCAAAAUCGCAGAAAUACAGCACGGACACUCCUCGUCCUUUAACAAUGCUGACAGACGAUGAAUUAGCAAUGAAAGAAACAAUUCGAAAACUCGCAACGGAACAAAUCGCACCUCUAGUCAAGAAAAUGGAAGAUGAACACAAAAUCGACGAAGGCAUUAGGCAAAUGCUUUUUGACAAUGGCCUAAUGGGCAUUGAAACGCCAGCGGAAUACAGCGGCUCAGGAUGCGGUUUCCUCACCAUGAUGUUAGUUGUUGAAGAGUUAUCGAGAGUAGACCCGGCAGUUGCCGCUUAUGUAGACAUUCAUAAUACCUUAGUUAACUCGCUGUUCAUGAAAAUCGGUACUGAAGAACAGAAGAAGAAGUAUUUGACGAAAUUGUGUACGGAAUAUGCGGGUAGUUUUUGCCUAACCGAACCGACAUCUGGUUCAGACGCUUUUUCCCUAAAGACUGUGGCCAAAAAAGAUGGCAAGAAUUACGUUAUCAAUGGCUCUAAGAUGUGGAUCUCCAAUUCCGAUGUGGCUGGAGUGUUCCUUGUUAUGGCUAAUGCUGAUCCUUCUAAGGGUUACAAAGGAAUCACAUGUUUCAUUGUAGAGCGCGAUACACCCGGUCUUAGUGUCGCCAAACCAGAGAAUAAGCUCGGUAUCAGAGCUUCUGGCACUUGUAUGGUGCACUUCGAUAAUGUGAGGGUACCUGAAGAAAACAUCCUUGGCGAGUAUGGAAAAGGCUACAAAUACGCAGCCGGUUUCCUCAACGAGGGCAGGAUAGGUAUCGCGGCACAAAUGAUCGGUCUGUGCCAGGGCUGCAUGGACGCAACUAUUCCUUACACGCUUGAGAGGAAACAGUUCGGCAACCCUAUUUAUAAAUACCAGGGCAUCAGUUACCAAAUCGCGCACUUACAAACUGAACUAGAAGCCGCUCGCUUGCUCACUUACAACGCGGCGAGGCUCAAGGAGCACGGCAUGGAGUUCGUAAAAGAGGCCGCUAUGGCCAAAUAUUAUGCUUCUGAAAUUGCUCAAACCCUAACAUCAAAGUGCAUAGACUUCAUGGGAGGUGUUGGCUUCACCCGAGAUUUUCCACAAGAGAAAUUCUUCAGGGACGCUAAAAUCGGCACCAUUUAUGAAGGAACAAGCAACAUGCAACUACAAACCAUCGCUAAAUUAAUCGAAAAGGAAUACAAACAAUAAAAUUAUCUUUAUAAAAUAGACUAUUUUUAUAUUGAAAUUGUAUAAAUGCAUUUAUAAAUAAAUAUACAGGUAUAUUUUAAAAA
Messenger RNA from Colias croceus (clouded yellow), 1478 nucleotides. RefSeq names its product short/branched chain specific acyl-CoA dehydrogenase, mitochondrial (gene Acade). Gene Ontology annotation, cellular component: mitochondrion. The coding region runs from base 145 to 1395 and encodes 416 amino acids. Gene Ontology annotation, molecular function: acyl-CoA dehydrogenase activity; flavin adenine dinucleotide binding. The transcript has 9 exons. The record is from RefSeq and is a predicted model, not a curated record. Lineage: Eukaryota; Metazoa; Arthropoda; Insecta; Lepidoptera; Pieridae.